Messenger RNA from Ascochyta rabiei, 768 nucleotides. RefSeq lists its product as uncharacterized. Gene Ontology annotation, molecular function: hydrolase activity, hydrolyzing N-glycosyl compounds. Gene Ontology annotation, biological process: cytokinin biosynthetic process. The coding region runs from base 1 to 768 and encodes 255 amino acids. Lineage: Eukaryota; Fungi; Ascomycota; Dothideomycetes; Pleosporales; Didymellaceae. The transcript is spliced from 2 exons. The record is from RefSeq and is a predicted model, not a curated record. Gene Ontology annotation, cellular component: cytosol.
AUGGCCGACACCGCCACCGACACCGCCACCGACACCGCCACCGACACCGCCACCGACACCGCCACCGACACCGCCACCGACACCGCCACCGCCGCCACCGCCGCCACCGCCGCCGACACCCCCAAGAGGCCCGUAGUCUGCGUCUUCUGCGGCGCCUCCGAGGGCGCGUCGCCCGCGCACAUGGAGUCCGCCCGCGCGCUCGCCCGCGCGCUGCACGCCUCAGGCAGCACGCUGGUCUACGGCGGCGGCACCGUCGGGCUGAUGGGCGAGGUGGCGCGCACGCUGGUCGCGCUGUCGGGGCCCAGCGCCGUCCACGGCAUCAUCCCCGCGCCGCUCGUCGCGCUCGAGCAGAACGCCGGCCCGGCCUCGGCCGCGGGCCACGCCAUCGACGAGGCCGUCUACGGCCGCACCACCGUCGUCAGGGACAUGCACACGCGCAAGCAGAUGAUGGCCCGCCACGUCAUCGCCGGCGGUGCGGGCGGCGGCUUCGUCGCCCUGAGCGGCGGCUACGGCACCCUCGAGGAGCUGAUGGAGAUCACCACGUGGAACCAGCUGGGCAUCCACAGCAUGCCCGUCAUCGUCUACAACGUGGAUGGCUACUGGUCCGGCUUGCUGGACUGGGUGAGGGGCGCCGUCCAGAGCGGCUUCGUGAGCGCGACCAACGCCGGCAUCAUCCAGGAGGCGCGGCACCCCGACGACGUCCUGAGGGUGCUGAGGGAGUACCAGAACGCCCCGGGGAGGUUCAAGCUGACGUGGGACGAUGAGUAG